CACCUUCCCUCCCAUGCUUUAAAGGUUGAGACAUCCGAGUAGCUUUUUCCCAACAAAAGUAGCUUCACCACUUUGUGAAGGGCUAAUCAACCCCUCACCCAUAGGUCUCUCUCCCUAUCCCCACAUUAUAGAAGUCUCCAUAAAUAUGUGUGAGAGAGAGACAGAGACAGAGACAGAGAGAGCCAUUCCAAGAUGUGGGUGAGGGCUGUACUACUUGAGGAAGUAGUGCCUUUCAUAGCGAUGGUUACUAUGGAAGGUUGCGCCAUAGGAUUGACAAUUUUGUCUAAAACAGCCAUGACAAAUGGGAUGAGCCCUAUCGUAUUUGUUGUCUAUACCAAUGCUAUUGCUUCCAUCCUCCUCCUCUUCCCUUAUUCCUUCAUAUUUCACUGCUGGGACAGGAUAACUGUAGCUCAGAACUUUGCAUUCCUCGGCCUAAGUUACAGUUCUCCAAUUCUAGUAUGUGCAAUGGGCCUUUUGAUCCCUGCUUUUUCGUUCAUGCUCUCUCUCAUAGUUGAACUGAAAAACUUUAUUGGGAGGACAAAAUUAGAGUAGAGAAGCUCAAGCUUCCAAGCUAAAGUAGUAGGCAACUUGAUAUCAAUCAUGGGAGCCAUAAUGGUGGAACUUUAUAAAGGCACAGAAAUGCUUAAAACAUCUGUUUCUUCUCCAUACGUUCUUCAAUUCAAAGAGCAACUUUUCAUCUUCUCUUCAACCCCAGAACACUGGGUUCUUGGUGGCAUCUUGCUUGCUGCUACUUCCUUGUCUGUUUCAACAUGGAACAUUAUUCAACUGGGAACCGUGAAACAAUAUCCAGAACUAGAAGUGAUGAAGGCGGUCUCUUUCUAUAGCUUAAUGGGGACAAUCCAGUGUACAGUAUUCACUUUAAUUGUAGAAAAAAAAAAUCUAAGUGCUUGGAAAUUAAAGAUUAACAUGGAGCUCCUUCUCAUAGUUUUAACAGCAGUCUUUGGGGGUGUAGUCCGUACUCGUGUCCAUAUAUGGUGCAUGCAAAUAAAGGGCCCUUUUUAUGUGCCAGUGUUCAAGCCAAUUGGGAUUGUUUUUGCAACCAUUUUUGGUAUUAGCUUCUUUGCAAAUAGUCUUCAUUAUGGAAGUGUGAUGGGAGCAAUUAUAAUUGGAAUCGGAUAUUAUACUGUGAUGUGGGGACAAAUUAGAGAAGAGGAAGAACAUGAAGAUCAUGGUGUUCAGAGUGCGGAUUUCAUAGAAAAGAGGGUCCCUCUCUUGCAAGAAGAGAUGCAAGUCUAGAAAUAUUGUGACAACCAAAAAGCUCAAUGAGAAAAAUGAAUCCUAAGAUACAAUCUUUGAGUAAUUGCAGUCCGAUCUUUCAUAAAAAAUUAAAAAUACUAGUUUUAUAGCUUGGUGCAUGGAAUUCCUUCACAGGCCAUGAGUUACACGAUAACAUAAUGCCACACUCGGUUUUCUUUGAGGGCUUCAAUUGCACACCAUUGAUAUCAGGGCUGAAGAGUACAGAUUUAUCAAGCUUUGCAAUGAUACUGAGGAAACAAGCAAGUCUUACGAAUCAAAUGAUAAUAUUAGGGAAAUUGGUUUGGUUCUGUUGUAUAUAUUUGCACUUGGUGGUAUGAGCCUGAAUGUUGGAACAGUUUUUUCCAA
Messenger RNA from Quercus robur (English oak), 1623 nucleotides. RefSeq names its product WAT1-related protein At1g70260. The record is from RefSeq and is a predicted model, not a curated record. Lineage: Eukaryota; Viridiplantae; Streptophyta; Magnoliopsida; Fagales; Fagaceae. Gene Ontology annotation, cellular component: plasma membrane. Gene Ontology annotation, molecular function: transmembrane transporter activity.